Messenger RNA from Sciurus carolinensis (gray squirrel), 6985 nucleotides. It is a transcript of the gene Rims3, whose product is annotated as regulating synaptic membrane exocytosis 3. Bases 482 to 1408 code for a protein of 308 amino acids. Lineage: Eukaryota; Metazoa; Chordata; Mammalia; Rodentia; Sciuridae. The record is from RefSeq and is a predicted model, not a curated record. Gene Ontology annotation, biological process: regulation of membrane potential; regulation of synaptic plasticity; positive regulation of synaptic transmission. Gene Ontology annotation, cellular component: presynaptic membrane; cytoskeleton of presynaptic active zone. Gene Ontology annotation, molecular function: transmembrane transporter binding; small GTPase binding. The transcript is spliced from 8 exons.
CGUCUGAGAACGGUGGCGGGUGCUGAGCCGGCAGCGCAGGCGGGCGGAGCGGAGCUGCCUGGCUCGGCGGCGGGCGAUGCCCCCGUGAGCCUCUCUCGUCUCCCCUCCCCGCCCCGCGUCCCUACCCUCUCAAAGUCCGCGCCCGCCUGGGGCCGGGCCGCGCCUACCGCCGGGUCCGCGGGGCGGGGUCCGGGGGAACACCUGCCCCGCCUUGCGGAGCUGCCUGGGCCUGCGGAGCCCCCUCCCUGUCUGGACUCCGGCCCCACCUCGGGACCCUUUUAUAACAUCACCUCCUCCUGGAGCUGCCCUGAUUGCCUUCAUCUCCUUUCCUGAAAAUUGGUGUCUCAGCAGAAGUUAAGUGGAGCCUUGUGCAAAUGCCCUAGGGGUGUGCUGCUGGGAGGGGCACGGCCCCCUGUGAUGCAGAACUCCAUGCUCAGUUUCAUCAGUUGGAGUUGCCUGAGCCUCUGCUGUCCCUGGGAUCAUGUUUAACGGGGAGCCAGGUCCAGCCUCGGCUGGAGCCUCCAGGAAUGUUGUGCGGAGCUCCAGUAUCAGUGGCGAAAUCUGUGGAUCCCAGCAACCUGGGGGCGGGACUGGGACCACCACUGCCAAGAAGCGGCGGAGCAGCCUGGGCGCCAAGAUGGUGGCCAUCGUGGGCCUGACCCAGUGGAGCAAGAGCACACUCCAGCUCCCCCAGCCAGAAGGGGCCACCAAGAAGCUACGCAGCAACAUCCGGCGGAGCACAGAGACUGGCAUUGCUGUGGAGAUGCGGAGUCGCGUCACUCGCCAGGGCAGCCGGGAGUCCACCGACGGGAGCACGAACAGCAACAGCUCCGACGGCACGUUCAUCUUUCCCACCACCCGGCUGGGAGCUGAAAGCCAGUUCAGUGACUUCCUGGAUGGGCUGGGACCAGCCCAAAUUGUGGGGCGACAAACGCUGGCAACACCUCCCAUGGGAGAUGUGCACAUUGCUAUCAUGGACCGGGGUGGCCAGCUGGAGGUGGAAGUGAUUGAAGCUCGGGGCCUAACCCCAAAACCAGGCUCCAAAUCCCUCCCAGCUACCUAUAUCAAGGCUUACCUGCUUGAGAAUGGGGCCUGUUUGGCCAAGAAGAAGACAAAGGUGGCUAAGAAGACCUGUGAUCCCCUGUACCAGCAGGCUCUGCUUUUUGAUGAGGGGCCCCAGGGCAAGGUACUGCAGGUGAUCGUCUGGGGAGACUAUGGCCGCAUGGACCACAAGUGCUUCAUGGGCAUGGCCCAGAUCAUGCUGGACGAACUGGAUCUGAGUGCUGCGGUCACCGGCUGGUACAAACUCUUCCCCACCUCCUCCGUGGCAGACUCCACGCUUGGAUCCCUCACCAGGCGCCUGUCCCAGUCCUCCUUGGAGAGUGCCACCAGCCCUUCCUGCUCCUAAGGACCUUGUUCAGGACCAGAGGCCGGGUGGUGGUGUGAGGAGGUGGCCUGCUGGCCUCCAUCUCCCCCCCUGUACAUAGUCUCUGUGUCUUUCUGGACCCCUUGUCCUGCUGCAUGCCUGUUGGCUACUGGGCUUGUCCCAGCUGGCAGUGGAGAUGUGUGUGUGUGCGCCUGUGUGUGUGUGUGUGUGUGUGUGUGUGUGUGUGUAUCUCUUGUUUUAUCUAUUUGUUUGUCUGGGUACAGUCAGUCCUGGUGACCACAUGGGCUGGAAUCCAUGUCUCUUUGUAUCUUGUUGAAAAGAAACCCAAAGGAGUAUUGUGUGGACAUGACUCGCCCCGAGGAAUCUCUGAGGUGGAAGUGGGGGAUGAGGCCACUGGCCUGUCCUGCUUCACCUACUCCCCGGGGCAGAGCCUGUGUGUCCCCCGUGCCUCCUCUUGGUGGUCUCUGCUUGGUUCUGUCUUGUCUUUUGUUCCACCCUUUGCCUCUCCCAGCAUUGCUGCUCUUUUUUGAGGAAUGUAGCAUCCACUGCAGCGGGCCACACUGGGCUCCUCGGGGGACCCCCAACCCGAGCCGCUCCGGCAGCUCUCCCCACCGACUGCAUCCUGCAGCACGUAGCAUGCUCACUCAGCACCCUGGCCAGGGCCCCUGGGAGGCAGAAGGUGUCCUGGGAGUAGAGGGCUUUGAGAUUGCUUUCCCCCAGGCUGGAACCACCUGCUUCCUGCCAUCAAGCAAAGAGGUCUUAGCCCCCAGGGUGCUGGUCAGGUACCCUAGAGGGCAGAGCCAGGUGCCUCCCUCAGCACUGUUCAAGGCCUUCUCUCCUCCCAUCCACCCCUCCUCCAACAUGCCAAAGGAGCUCUCUGGGGAGCCAGGAGGUCGGCCUCAGUAGGGAUGUCAUCUGUCAAAGCAGACAGUCUCCCCCUCCCCCAGGCCCAGAAGUCGGCCCUGUCCCACUAUGGGCUUGUCCCUAGUGGGGCCUGGCUUGCUAAGAGGCGCUGAGGGCAAGGCUGUUUGCUGGAAUGAGGCUGAGGCUGACUUGCUCUGAGCUGCUGUUGGGAAUACUGUCCGACCUUUGGGGAGGAGCUACAUGAAGGUGUUCAUCUGGGGCUUCUAGUCCUUGCUUAUUUCCAGAUGAGAGUCCCUGUCACACACACUUAGGCUCCAGCCUCCUGGCUCCAUGAGUGGCCUGGCUCUGGACUCUAAUCUGCACAGUCACCAGCUCUGUACAAGCAAUACUUAACCCCUCUUGGCCUCCCUGCCUUCUCGCACGAUCCUGCUGCCCUCCAGGAAGUGGCCUGCUCUGGGCACCCCAAAUGCCUCUGCUUUAUUUCUCACCUUUGUCGAGUUGGGGCUUCUCCCAGCACUUAGACCCUUAUUUGACUGAUGGAACCUAUUGUGGGGGGAGAUGUCUGCUGGGAAUCCUGAAGUCUGACUUGGGAAUGUCACAUGUGUCCCUCUCCCUCCUCAGUCUAGGGUGAAGGGUGUGAGGCUGCCCUGGAGAGGGACAAAGCAGCCCUGGGUUCAUGUCUGGGAGGGAGGGAAGAGGUGGCAGGAGGGGUCAGCGUAAGGGGAAGGCUGGCUGGCUGCCUCUUCCCCAGCUCUCAUCCUCAAGUGCUAACAUCUAGCCCAAGUGCCUGGGGCAAGGAGAACUGCCUGGGGUGGCAGGGCUGAGGUCUUGGGGCUGACUGCAUUCAUACCAAAGCUGAUGGCAGCGACCAUCUCAGUCCAGAGGACCUCCUUGUCUGCAAGGAUCUUUACUGAGCUGAAGCCAGAGUCCUGUAACCUCCCUCCCAAGAAAAUGAAGGGAAGCCAGGAUCCCAAGGGUCCUGCCACAGACAGAAAGUAAAUGGGUAAGGGCAGGAGGGAAAGGAACAAAACUGACUUCUGUCUCCUGCCGAGCCUCUAUCCUUGCAUGUCCAGAGAAGAGAUCCAUGUGUGCACAGAGGAUGAGAGGUGGCUGGACUGUUUCCUCUUUAGGCAGAAGAUUCUCCCCAGUCCUGCUUGGACUGGAAAUACAUGCAUUUCCCAUGUUCCUAAAAGUGGGACAAAGGGCUCUGUACUCUUUGACCCCAGUGGGGGCAGGGAAGGGAGGAAACACUUGCCAAAGGAUAUUUUGCCUCCUGUUUGGGGUGUAUUCACCUCUAGAACAGUCACACUCUGGAUAGUGUGAAAAUACACCUUUGGAGUGGAGGAAGUAUGAGUGACCCACGGAUAGCACAGACAUUUGCUGAUGGGAUCUGUCAAUAUCCUCGUGACUCUGGGCAUCCCGGGUGGCCCUGGGAGAAUGAGAGUGCUGCCAGCAGAGAGGCUGCCCCUUGUAGCUCUGGGUCUUGGUUCCCCUUGCCUCUGGGAGGGUCAGCAUAGGGUGAGGGGCCUGAUGUGCUGGUAACUUGGGUUGACCAUCUACAAUCCCUGACUGUCAAAACUGCCCAGGAGUUGGGCCCCUCUGCUACUCCAUCUCUCUGUGGGAGGCAGUUCCCUGCAAACGACCUUGGGGAAUUCUUUUUAACACUGUACGAAUAAGUUACUAGCCUCCACCUGGAUCCCCCCCCACCCCAGGGUGAGGGUGCAUGAGGCUGACAGGUAUGCAGGAUGGAGAGUGGCUGCAUUAAGGGUCUGUCCCUCGGAGUUCUGGAUGCUCGGCUUGUCUGGGAAACCACUCUGGAGCUAGCCUGUCCCAGAAGAGGAGAGCGCACAAGUGUGACUCCUGGCCUGCCCUGCCCUGCCCUGGGCUGGAAGAGACCUGCCCUCUGAGGAGGAGACGGCGGAGAAGGAAGGAACAUGAUCCUUCUGAGGCCUCCCUACAGUGGAGCCAACUCGGCUGCUCCCUCAUCCCCAGUGAAACCCGACAGUGGCUCCAGGAGAGGGUGUCAUUCCAUCUCCUCUGGUCGGGUAGGGUUCAUUGAGGAUGUGGCAGAGACAGGAGUGGCCCUGCAUGGUGCUGGGCUGUGGUCCGGGACGGUGAUGGAUGACUCAUAGCAUCUGUCUUCAUAUUUCUGCUCUGCUCAGUGUCCUACUUUCUUCAUGGACUCCUUCCCUUUGGGAAGUCUGCAGUGGGCCCUUGAUAUGAAGCAGGCUCCAGUAAGUGGGCCAAGUCCUGGUUCGACAAGGAGGAUUUGAUCCUUCAGGGAAGACCAUCUCCAGAAGUACUCCCCAUCCGGUCUCUUCUUCCACCCAGUUCUGCUAGGAAAGGAGCACUUAGGUCUUGGGAUCGCAGGUCCCAUUCAGUGCCAGCAUUCUGUGCGGCUGAGGCAGAACCUAGGAGAGCUGCAGGGAGGGCACCUGAAUCACUCCUCACUUAUGGAAUCACUGCCGGUUGGAGACUGAGGUCAAGCCAGCUCUCCCAGGGGCCUGACUCCCACCAGGGAAGCAUGCCUGAGCUCACUCUUACUGCCAGCCUUGAGGAGAGCAGAAGCCUCCAUUUUUAAAGACAAUAGAGCCCACCAAGGGCACUUCUUUGGAAAUGAAAUGUAGCACAAUCCUGAACUGCGAUGCCAGGGGCCCUGACAUGCAUCUUGGGGCUGUACUCCCAGGCCCUGCUGCCCAGGAGAUGCUGAGCUGCUCCUCCUCCCCUGGGGUCCCAGGGCUCCUGAUACCUCACGUUCCCCUCUGCCCUUGGCCCAGAAAGCAGCAGGGCUUUGAUAAGGCUGCUCUUCUGUUUCCCUGAUUGCUUCCAGCACUGUGCAAACUCUGCAAGAAAUUGCUGCCUUUGUCUGAUGUAGAUGAGCCGCUUCACACCAGGGUGGCAAGAGGUGGCCCUUUUUUUCAGGGCAGAAGGUCGUUGGGCAGUAUCUCUGCAGUGGCUGCAGGGAGGUAGAAAAGAGGGCUGCUUCCCUGCCUCCUUUUUCUUCCUCUCCUCAGAGGUGACUUCUCCAGUGUCCUGACAGGUAGAAAGAUGCUUUAAAAUGUUGCUUCCUCUACUGGACUGUCUUUCAUGGGAUGAUCAGGGAGGAGAUGGAAAUGUAGACUCAUCCCCUGCUUUCUCCCUCCAGUCUGCUUCUCACCCAGCUCAGAAGAGACCACGACAAAACAACAUCAUCAUGCUGGAAGAGCAGGGGAGGUCCACCAGUCAGGUGUGUCCUGAUGGUGGCUGGAUUGGCCUGAUAUGGCUUGGAAAGGUUUAUUUUGAAAGAGUGCCUGAGCCUCUCAGAGCAAUGUCAGUGAUGCCAAAGAGAGCAACCUGGCCCCCUUGGGCACCAGCUCUGCUGGGGGAGCUGCACAAGUGCAACUCACGUUGGCGUGCCCAGGCGUGGGACCUUGUUCUCUGACAAAGGGCUUAAUCUUUCCAUGUAGCAAAGCAACUCCCCCUCCCCCCAACCCCGAGCUUGGGCUUCUGCAGGCCCAGCAUGGCUGUGCCGGUGCAGGAAGCCACAUCGGUGAGAGGAACUUCCAUUUUCCAGGGUCCUGAACUGGCCUGGGGCAGGUGCUUGUUGAAAAGCAUAAUGUUACUGCUAUGGAGAAACCUUCCAGGGCUCUGGCUGGAAAUUUGGCCAGCAAGGAUGGGGCCUUGGGCCCCCCAAGGAGUUGUAUCAUCCAGGAAGGGUCCUUGAGACUGGGUUCCAGACCACUCAGCUAACAGAAAUGGGGCCUUGGAACUCCAGUGGCAACUGAGCUUCUGCUCCAUUAGCCAAUGACCUGGAUGGGGACAGUUGCUCUAUACCAUUUUGCCAGAAGCGGUGACCUUGCGAGAAACUCCUCACUUUUCUAGACCUCGGCUUCCUCAUCUGCAAAAUCAGAGCCUCAGCUAGUUGGAGCUAGCUGUGGAGGGUUGCAAGCGUGGUGCACCUGGUUUCAUCUAGCCCCUGGUGCCCAAGCUGGGCACAGUCCUGAUCCUGUCCGCACCCAGAUGCUGCUUCUGACAAGAACUCUGGGAACCCUAACACGUUCUGCUUUCACCCUUCCAUAGUUUGCGCUCCCUCCUUUACUCUUGUGUCAUGAUGAAAAACAUUUAAGGGUUGUCUACAACAGACAGUUUUCAAGGGGCUGGUGUGAUGUCACCUCUUUAGUUGCAUCCUGAGUAGGUCAGUGUCCCCAUGAGCAGAUGAGGCUGGGUCACCCUCACUUCUGCUUCUAGAUAUCAGUGGGGAGAGCUGAAGACCUGAGUUUUAAAGGAAAUGCUCUUGGAUGGGAAGAAAGAGGGAACUUAUUUCCCUUUGGAGUAUUUUGCUUUUUAAAACCAUUCCUCCCUCCAAAACGUCUUUUACACACAUCAUCUCAGAAGGCAGAGUGGCUGCUUCCCUAGGGAAGGGCCCAAGAGUUCUGUCAACCCCUUUAGCAUUAAAACUCACAGAAGGCAGGAACCCCUUUUUUAGAAUUUCCAAAUGCACCCUGCAAAGAGAGAGAGAGCUGUUAGGGACUGACAAGCACACUGUUUAGAUAAGAAGCAAUUUGCCUUUUAUAUCCGUGCUCUAUACAUUUUCUAUGUGCAGCAUCUUUCCAAACGUGUGGUUCCUGGGUGGCAGGUGGACAGCUGGGAGGGACUGCCGGCUGUUUUGUACGAUGUCCUUGCCAAUUCUCUCGAGGAAAAAUAUCCUUCACAUGGCUUCUGCAUGUACAGUAUUUGGGCAGCAAAAAUGAUUAA